GUCUCUCUCUCUACCCAUUUCUGGAAAAAAGUAAGUACUCACUCUCUCUCUCUCUCUCUCUCUCUCUCUCUCUCUCUCUCUCUUCACAUGCACAAACACUGAUCUUCCUCCCACUCUCAUCCCAUUCCUCUCCGCUCACAAAAUCAGCAAAGCAGUCCAUCAGUGUUCAGUGAUUACUAGUUGAAUUCAGUGGCAGAGUGAAGAUGUGGAAGCUUAAAAUCGCAGACGGAGCAGGCAAUCCGUGGCUUCGCACCACAAACAAUCACGCAGGCCGUCAAAUUUGGGAGUUCGAUCCUAAACUUGGAUCUCCGGAAGAGCUUGCGGAGAUCGAGAAGGUUCGAGAACAUUUUCGACAAAAUCGCUUCACUCAAAAACACAGCUCCGAUCUUCUUAUGCGCAUUCAGUUAGCAAAGGAGAAUCAAGAUAGUAUCGUCUUGCCACGGGUCAGUGUAAAAGAUACAGAAGAUAUAUCAGAGGAUGAUGUGACAGUGACAUUAAAAAGAGCUUUGAGGUUUCAUUCAACCAUCCAGGCCUCAGAUGGACACUGGCCAGGAGAUUAUGGCGGUCCUAUGUUUCUGUUACCUGGUCUUGUUAUAACUCUAUCAAUAACCGGGGCACUGAAUGCAAUCCUAUCAAAAGAACAUAAACAGGAGAUGUGUCGGUAUCUUUACAAUCAUCAGAACAUUGAUGGUGGGUGGGGUUUACACAUUGAGGGUGCAAGUACAAUGUUUGGUACUGCUUUGACCUAUGUCACUUUAAGGCUGCUUGGGGAAGGAGCUAAUGAUGGACAAGGAGCAAUGGAAAAAGGGCGUCAAUGGAUUUUGGAUCACGGUGGUGCCACUUCAAUAACAUCAUGGGGGAAAAUGUGGCUUUCAGUUCUUGGUGUCUUUGAAUGGUCUGGAAACAAUCCUUUGCCACCAGAGAUCUGGCUGUUACCUUAUAUUCUUCCAGUUCACCCGGGAAGAAUGUGGUGUCACUGUCGGAUGGUUUAUCUGCCCAUGUCGUACUUAUAUGGGAAGAGGUUUGUUGGUCCAAUUACACCGACUGUUCUCUCUUUGAGAAAAGAGAUUUUUAAUGUGCCUUAUCAUGAGAUUGAUUGGAAUCAAGCACGCAACUUAUGUGCAAAGGAAGAUCUGUACUAUCCACACCCUCUGAUACAGGAUAUACUUUGGGGAACUCUACACAAGGUUGUGGAGCCUGUCUUAAUGAAUUGGCCUGGAAAGAAGUUAAGAGAGAAAUCUCUUCGCACUGUUAUGGAACACAUUCAUUAUGAGGAUGAAAAUACUCGGUAUAUAUGUAUAGGGCCCGUGAACAAGGUAUUAAAUAUGCUGUGCUGUUGGGUGGAAGAUCCAAAUUCUGAGGCUUUUAAGCUACAUCUCCCACGACUAAAUGAUUUUUUAUGGGUUGCUGAGGAUGGCAUGAAAAUGCAGGGUUAUAAUGGAAGUCAAUUGUGGGAUGCUGCUUUUGCUGUUCAGGCAUUUUUAUCAACAGAACUCACUGAAGAAUAUAAUUCAACUCUCAGAAAAGCACAUAUGUUCAUAAAGAAUUCACAGGUGGUAAAUGACUGCCCUGGUGACCUUGACUACUGGUAUCGCCAUAUUUCUAAAGGUGCUUGGCCUUUCUCCACUGCAGAUCAUGGAUGGCCAAUUUCAGAUUGCACCGCUGAAGGGCUCAAGGCUGCUCUUCUACUGUCAAAAUUGUCACCAGAGCUUGUUGGUGAACCUCUAGAUGCCAAUAGGCUGUACGAUGCUGUCAAUGUGUUACUUUCUCUACAGAACAGCGAUGGUGGCUAUGCAACUUAUGAGCUCACGAGAUCCUAUGGAUGGCUAGAGUUGAUUAACCCUGCUGAAACAUUCGGUGACAUUGUUAUUGACUACCCUUACGUUGAAUGUACCUCAGCAGCAAUUCAAGCUUUGUCAACUUUCAAGAAAUUAUAUCCUGGGCAUCGUCGUGAAGAAAUAAAUCUUUCUAUUGAAAAAGCUGCUUCGUUCAUUGAAAAAAUACAAGCAUCAGAUGGCUCAUGGUAUGGUUCUUGGGCAGUUUGCUUCACCUAUGGAACAUGGUUUGGUGUAAAAGGUUUAGUAGCAGCAGGAAGGAGCUUUGAGACUUGCUCUAGUAUUCGCAAGGCUUGUGCUUUCCUGUUAUCCAAGCAAGUUCCUUCAGGUGGUUGGGGUGAAAGUUAUCUUUCUUGUCAAAACAAGGUUUAUACAAAUCUUGAGGGCGAUCGGUCUCAUGUUGUGAAUACUGGAUGGGCUAUGCUGGCUCUCAUCGAUGCUGGACAGGCCGAGAGAGAUGCUACACCAUUGCACCGUGCAGCAAAACUAUUGAUUAGUUCUCAGAUGGACAAUGGAGAUUUUCCACAACAGGAAAUCAUGGGGGUCUUCAAUAGGAACUGCAUGAUCACUUAUGCUGCAUACAGACUCAUUUUUCCUAUUUGGGCUCUAGGAGAAUACAGAUGUCGAGUUCUUCGGGGUCGUUGAUGUCUUCUGUUUAUUCCUCCUGUAAUAUGUUUGUUUUUCUAUGUAGUAUGUACAAUGGUUAAGCUCUUUACUCAAGCUCCAUGUAGUUGGUGUAUUCACUGAGAGGCAAUUGAGCAACCUAGGAAAAGUGGAUCACCUAGUGGAACUAAUGUAGUGAGUGAUUUUCUGGAGCUAAUGUAGUAAGUGUCGGUAAUUCUUCUAUGGAGCUAAUCUAGCUAGUGAUUUUAUGAUGCGGACUUUUAUAUAGUGGGUUCUGUUAAACUGAA
This is a messenger RNA of Daucus carota subsp. sativus, 2746 nucleotides long. RefSeq names its product cycloartenol Synthase. NCBI's taxonomy places the organism in Eukaryota, Viridiplantae, Streptophyta, Magnoliopsida, Apiales, Apiaceae. Gene Ontology annotation, biological process: triterpenoid biosynthetic process. The record is from RefSeq and is a predicted model, not a curated record. Gene Ontology annotation, cellular component: lipid droplet. Bases 204 to 2480 code for a protein of 758 amino acids. Gene Ontology annotation, molecular function: intramolecular transferase activity. The transcript is spliced from 19 exons.